GUGUGGGGGCUGAGAGACAUGCCCUCCGCCAGCGACGCGCUGGCCGAAGUCACCGAACCACGGAUGGCACCAGUGCAAUCGCUGCCGGCGCCGCAGAUGAUCGACCGGCGUGUGCGCACGGGCAUUCCUGGCAACAGCCCGGGCAAUCAUGCGGCCAGCGCUGGCUCUGCACACCAGUGCCCAAUGCCUGGCCCAGAGCGCGGUGGAUUCUUCGGAAGCCGAGGUUGGCUGCUGCACCCCUUCGUCCUCGUGCAGGUGUUUGACGGGGCCAUUUCCGAGGCGCAGCAUCUGGAAAGCCAUGCGGGUUGCAAAGGUUUCUGCAUCCGGUGCGAUUUGCAGAAGCGACCUAAGGUCUACGAGGCGUGUACCCUCUACGAGGGCCGGUCGUGGUUGUCACGAGGCGUUAGCCGCGGCAUAUGGGGCCUGGGGUGUAGGAUCUGCUCUGAGUUUGCGGCAUCUGGCAACCAGUGUGACGGCGCCAGGUUUUCAAAGUUUGCCAAGUUCCAGAUUCGCCCGAAGACGGGCUUCAACGCCAGGAUGCUGUUAGAGCGACAUGCCAGCAGCACGUCGCACAGAGCGACUUCCAUCUCUUUGGCCAUAGAUGAGUCGAAGUACCGGAAGAUCGUGCGGUUUCGCGUCGACCUCCCGAUUGCCGCCUGCACCGCAGCCUCUGGCGCGCCCGACCUCCCUUCUUCGCGAAACAGCGGCGCGGGCCUCCACGUGGGGAACGUUGGCGCUUCAGGAUUUUGCGCGUCCGGCGUGUUAGGCCUCCUCGACUGCUCGAAAAAACACGCGUCCGACUUCGAGGAUGACCACGCUGUCACUGCGGUUAAGCAGCUCGAUGACUUUCUUACGAAAUUCUGUACGCCGCUCGGCAAAAUAAAAGGCCACAGGGGAGCGCAGCCGCUGGCGUGCGACCAGAAACUGAAAGCGCACGUGCUGGGAACAGUCACCAGUUUUGCUGCCGAUGGCGCGUCCAAGGAGCGGCGUUCAGUCUUUCUCGCUGCUCGCGAUCUGUUCCCUAACUUGUUAAUCGUGAUUCGCGACCCAGCUCACGCCAUUCGCAUUGCCUGCAAGUCGAUGCACUGCGACGACGUGUUUGGGCAGGUAUGGAGGGAGCUGUUCGAUGAUCGGCAUGCGCUGGUUCCUGACCUGAUGAAUUCUACCAAGUGGCACAACCUUCUGGUGGCCAUCCAGGAGGACAACGCGCAUGCAGUGGCGGUGCCUGGACUCCCUGGAGGGCCCCAGCCCCUGGCGGGAAUCGUGCGGAACUUGGCGUUCGCCAAGCAACGCUUCGACUCGACGGCGGGCCCCGUGUUGAAAAUCGCUCUCAUGCUUCUGCCGGUGGCAACCUUGCUGGCGUACAUCGCGUCCGACCGUCGCCACGAUCGGGAGCAGCGCGAGCGGGCAGGCGCCCUGUUGCGGAAAUUCGAUACUAAGUUUUGUAUGGCCGUUGGUGUGUCGGCGGAUUGGGGGAUCAUAUGCAACUGGUUCUUGCGGCUCUUCGACGUCGCCAGCCACGACAUUGCGAAGUCGCGUUCUGAGAUCGACUGCAUGGUCGAGACGUUGGACGCGGUCUUCCUGCAAGGGCGUGUCUUCCAGACGGUUCUCCAGGCGGGCUUUAUCACAGAGAGGGCAAUGCGCAAUCUCCGCACCAAGUAUGUGUUCUACGCAGACGGCGACCCCGUGAUGCCAUGGGGGGAACCAGCAGCGGCGCACAAGGAGGAGCUCCUCCACCGAAUGCAGAACGUGGCGGGAUUGACAAAAGAGCGCUUGCUCCAGGACUUCCCGCGGACUGACGUCCGCUCGGCGCUGGCGAUGUUUGACCGGCGUCUCGUGCAGAAAGGUUUCGGCCCAGUGCCUGAUGUUGAAGUGCGGCGGUUCCUGUUGCGGGGCGCGCGCCAGCUGGCGGCCCUGCUCGGUUGCGACGAGCAGGCGGCGAUGCGACAGUACGACGGCGUGCUUCCCUACACGAUGGAACAGAUGGAGCCAUCCCAGCCACUGGCGGGGGCAACUAACCAGCAGGCGUGGGCUCGCGUGCUCGACGAUGACUUUUGGGAGGCGGCUUGCCCGAGGCGUCUCCGCGGGUCUUCUCGCGUGCUCUGCCGCCUGGUGCGUUUCUACAUCUCGAUUGAAGACGGGGAGUGCACCGUCGAACGCGACUUGGCCAGAUUUCGGGACCGACGGGUAGAGCACCGCACCGAUGAUAUCGCCUUCCACGACGACGGCUUAAUCGUGAAGUUGAACGGGCCGAAGACGGCGGCUGAUUUCGACGAAGGCGCAGCUCGCUCUGGACUGGGCCUGACGUCCUUCUCCAGGGAAUGCGCCAGCCUCUGGCUGGAACUGUUCGGCCAUCGGCAUGGGCAUUACAAUCCUCACGCUACUGCGGCGGCCAAGUUAAAGAGGCGCGGUGCGCCCGGGCUUGUUCGAGGACGUGUUCGGGCCGUUCUUGGGGCCGCCCGCCUGGCCGUGGCUGCCGCGCGUCUUCGACGGGCGCGGGGCCAGUCUUCGACCGCGGUGCAUUCUGGCGCCGGCACCGAGGCGAGCGCUUUGUGGAACGAUGGCAUGGGUAAGUUCCAGGCGCGCAGCCGCAAUGAUAUACCAGGCGUCGCGCAGGCGCGGGCGUGUCCAGGGGCGCCCUUCGCGAGUCCGCCCGGCGUCCACCUGGCUCCAAGACGAGGUGCGACGACGCAGCCUCUGGCGCGGCCCUCGCCGUGCAGCAAGGUAGCAAGCCUCGGCGGCGCGACCGACGCGUGCCCUGCGAGAGGUUGCGCUACUGUCACUGGCAGACACCGUUGUGCAGAAGCAGACCUCGUCGUCGUUCCAGACUUUUCGGUCCUCCACGACUUGGAUGCGAUAGCAGCCAGCGCGGACCUGACCGUCUCUUACUUUUACAUCGCGUCGCUGGGCCUCGACGUCGUAACGAAGACACACCUUGUCUCUGCCCAGUGCCACCCAGAUGGAAUUGCACUCGGCCAACGCAUGCGCCACGUUCCAGCAAACCAGCGCGGGGAGGUGAUCCAUCUCGCGCCAGGCCUCGUCGCGGGGCAUCCAGACGUGAGGGCGGCGGCGCGGCGCGUGGCCCGCAGGCCACUGGCCGUCACGGGGCUGCUGGAGAUGGAGUCGCUGAAGGCCCAGACGGACCAUCUUCGUAGUUGGGCCAAGGGGGCGAAGGAUUACGUCGACAAGGCUCUCCUGAAGUUCCUGACAGAUCGACGCACGCAAGUUUCCUUCAAAAUUCUGGGCUCCGUCAUGCUCAUCCCUCCCCUGCAAAUUUCUGCUGCAGCCUCUGGCGCGAACUUGUCGGCGUUCCGGGAGGUCAUGAACUACGACAACGUGCAGAUGAGUUUCUCUGAGACGGGGCAAUACGAGGCUGCGGGGACAGUCUGGAUGCUCGACCCGUUCGCCGGCGACGCGACCGACUCCGUCACCAUUGGCCAGCUCGAUGCCGCCAUGGGGAUGUGGUCUGAGGAGAAGCUCUUGCUGUCAUCCGACCACCCGCCGUCGCGGCGCUACUCGUUCGACGUGCCGCUCCCCGCGCGAGUGGUCAACGCCAAGGUGGCGCAGCGCAUGGACGCAGGCGAAUCUUCUGUACUCAUGGCAACGGGCGUGCCCAUGCUGGCGGGGCACGCGCUUGUGAUGGCUUGGCAUGGCGCCAUGGCAGAGGCGUUGUCCACCGACAACACUGAGCGUGCAUUCGAGUUGUUUGAGGCAGCUCUGAGUGUGCCAAUCAGGCUGCGUCUCAGCCCCGAUUCGGACGCUUGCCAGCUGGCCGCGCUGAUGUUCUCUGAGACCAUGUUCACCGCGUCCGCAGCCUCUGGCGCGGAUUCCUUUUGGAAGCUGGCGGAGAAAGUGGCUCGACUUACAAGGUACCAGAAGGCUAUGGCCGACAGCCUGUCCCUGCCGAAAUUGUUCGCGGCCCUCAAGAGCUACGGGCUCGCGUUCAAGGGCAAGCCGCUCGCCGAGUCACACGCGAAGUGCUUGAAAAACUUGACGCCUUUCGUCGGGGAUGAGGCGCGCGUCGUGGCAUACUCUUUGUCGGGGGCUUUCUGCCCUGAGCUCCGCGAACCCACGUUGUUGCUGCGGUUGGCUCAGUUAUGCAAUGGAAGGGCGGCGUCUUCCAAGGCAGACAAGGACGCGACCUCCCGCGAGUCGAUGGUGUUCAUCAUGGACUGCCUGCGCGUGGCCCGGCUGACCGGCGACGCCCCUAGGGGGGAGGGCCUGACCUUGAGCAAGGUCACGGAACAGGAGAAAAAGUCCCCAGCGAUGGCGCACGUGCUCUUCAAGAAACAAGAUCUCAUGGCGUACAUUCUUCACGAGGCGGCGAUGAUCGACAAGGCAAUUGCGGUUUCAGUCUCCAUGUUUCGCUCGCCGCUUGCCGUCUUGAAGCACUUCUCAGCCACUGGCGAGGAAGAUGGCUUAGCUGCUCAGUUUCGUCGAGACGAGACCCCGACGCGUGACUCCGGAGGGGGGUUCGAAAACACAUUCGCUGUCCCAGUGGCCAACUACCGCGACCAGCAGGGCCAGGACGGGAAGACGCAGGCGGUCAUCGACUUCGCGCGGGGCGUCUGGGCUGGCCAUGUCGACGCGGAGCUCGAGGAGCUUUGCGCCCAGGACCUGCAGGGAGGUGCGCCCGGAUUCUUGUGGCACCGGUACUUCAACGAGAGCACCAAGGAGAUGGGCGUCAAGUACCGUGCGCUCGUCGCAGCUUGCUCGGCAGGCCCCAUUCCGGCGGACCCUGCCGCGAAGUCGGCCUCCGGCGUGGUCUUGGGGGCGUCGGAGCUCGAGGAUGGUGACCAGGAGGAGCUCCGCAAAACCCAGGAGUUGCUGAUCUCUCUGCGCAGGAAGACCGUUUCGUUCGUUGCGCUGCCGUCGGUCGGCGGGGUGUCUGGUACGGCAGGAAAAAAAACUGACGUCCGAGCAUUCGUUCUGGCGGCCGACCUGUUCCCCCCAAACGUGAGCAAGAGCGGGGUGGCGGCGAACUUGGGCGAAUCCGUCGGUUGCGAUGCGGACCGCUUCGGGCGCGUGCUGGAUUUCGUCUGCCAGAAGCGCUCGGUUCACGAUAUCGUGAUCUUCCUCGAUGGGCGGAGCCGCUCGUGCCGCAAGCUGAUCGAGGAGAAAGAGGACAGUCUCGCAGCCUCUGGCGCGCACGCCCUGACGGAGUGCUGGUGCGUGUACGUGCAGCCGACCAAGCAAGAGGAUCCCAGAGUUCCGGGACGAGUGACUUCUUUCGCGUGCAACAACAAGGAAGUGGCCAUCUGCUCGAUCCCGAAGAGAGGCGCCAUGAAGGUAGUGGACCGCGCGGAGUUCAACUCGUGCGGCGAGUCUUCGAGUGCGGCAGCGACGUACACGGGCGUGCCUAUGCGGCAAUACUGCGAGCUUCCGCGCAUGACUUACGAGACGAAGGCUUCAAUCCUGGGAAACGCAGCCGCUGGCGCGGUCAAAGGGAAGCGCGCGCAGAAAGACAUCGAAUCGAAAGGGCACCCCUUCUCGCACCUCGAAGUGAAGCCAUUGCAUUUGUGGCAGCGUCUCUGCGAGCACCGCCACAUCACCCACAUCGUUGACUUCUCGGCGGGGUCUGCCGCGUUGGCAAUCGCAGCCGCUGGCGCGAUGGAGUACGAGGGCGUGGCGGCGAACGAGGUGCACCGGGAGUGGCUCGAUUCGACCAUGGACCGAUGCGCGAUGUACUUGGCGGGGCGUGACAAGAACUUCGCGAAGAUGCUCGGCGGCGACGAGGCCUUCGUCGAGAAAGUGGAGAAGUACUUUGCGGGGACGAUGAUGGAGGCGCGGCGCAUGCUCGAGCCAGUCCAGGACGCGGCGGAGGGCGAUGGGGGAAGCGAGGACUCGGCGGAGGCGGGCUUGGAGACCAGAGUCAAGGAUGGCGUUUUGAUGGAGCACUACACAAACAUCCAUCGGAUCGCGGCCCUCUUGGAGAGCCACCCGCUCGUAUCCACCGUCACGCAGCACAAGGUGGACAAGUCCCUGCACCCUCGGCGCUUAGACGAAGAUGGCCGGGCGUCCAAGUACCACCAGUCCCCCUGGGAUUUGGCAGUGACGCUCGCAGCCUCUGGCGCGAAGUUCACUUGUGGGUGGAGCACCAACACGAUCAAAGAUCCGGUCGCGGCGAUGUGGUGGCUACUUGCGGGGGGUUCCGCAACGGAGGAGAACCUCGUCCAGGCGGAGGCGAUAUUUUGGGAUGUCGCCGAAGCCGGCCGGAUCUGGCCGCCCGGCUUUUCCGCUCCCACGGAGCCCUGCCAUGUCGCCGCCCGCCCGGCCAUGUUGCCGCCGAGCGCUUCCGCGAGCGCCUCCGGAAGCGGCAGCGUGGCGCCCGUUGCUUCCCCGGCGGCCGCGUCGUUGUCCCAGCCUCCGGCGGGAGACGCAGCGCGCGCAUCCGCGCUGGCGCCGCAGGCAGCUUUGGCGAGCACGUCUGUUCCGCCGCCCCUGCCGUGCGCCACCGAGCCCGCGCCGGCGCGCACGUCAGCCUCUGCUCCACCGCCUCAGCCUCUGGCGGCGAGGCCCCUGCAGCUGCCUUUGGCGGAAGCGCCCGCGGCCGCGGUGGGGGCGCCCGCCGACGCGACCGGAGCGGCCUCCGCGUCGUUGCCCCAGCCUCUGGCGGGAGACGCAGCGCGCGCCUCCGCGUUGGCGCCGCAGGCAGCUCCGGCGAGCACGUCUGUUCCGCCGCCCCUGGCGUGCGCCACCGAGCCCGCGCCGGCGCGCACGUCAGCCUCUGCUCCACCGCCUCAGCCUCUGGCGGCGACGCCCCUGCAGGUGCCUUUGGCGGGGGCGCCCGCGGCAGCGCUCGGGGCGCCCGCCGACGCGACCGGAGUGGCCUCCGCGUUGCUGCCUGCGCCGAGCGGUGGCGCCGAGCGCCAGGACAACCUCGCGGACGACCAGGUGGGAGCGGAGGAAACGGCUGAAGUGCAGGGUAUCGAUUAUACCGAAGAUAAGGAUGACAGCUUGUCGUCUGGAGGGGAGGAGCAGGACGUCAACGCCGAGCCCGCGCCGGAGCAGGCCCCCCCGGCUGAACCGCAGCACAGGGCGCGUCGCCGCUCGAGGUCCCGACCGGGGCCUCAACGUACACGCGACCCAGCCUCUGGCGGGGCGGACGGCGAGGUCGACCUCACCGUGCACGUGUCCGCCAAGAAACUGGAGCGCCUGUCGGAGGACCAGAAGGAGCGGCUGCGCCAGAUCGUGCGCACCAGUGAGCGGCAGGUGCACUUCGGCGAGUACUGGCAGGGAAGGGUCAGCCUGCGUGAGCGCAUGCCUCGAGAGGCUCCGCAACUGGCGAGAGCUCGCGACGAGCGUCGGGCGCUUCUCCUCGGUGAGUUGCUGGAGUACGCGGACCCGAUCCCGGACGCUCCGGAGUUCAUCGCUGGAAUCCCUUCCAAGAACACCAUGCGCUUCGGCGCCAACGAGGAUGUCGUCAGGGCCAUCGCCAGCAGGAAGAUGCACUACAUGCGUUUGCUGACAAACAAGAUGGACGAGGAUGAAUGGCUCACCUUCGUCGAGGAGUGGCCGGACUUGUCCCCAGCCUCUGGCGGGUGGCGGGUGCUCCAGCGCGACGCCUGGGAGCAGCUCAAGCAGGACUUUCGCCUGCGCGAUACGCGCGACUACGUGAAGCACAUUCUGGCACUGCACGAUGGCGAGGCCAGGCUUGUGCGGGCGGGGUGGGAGCCAUUCCCAGCCUCUGGCGGGAGCAUCCUUCAACCUUGCUACUGGCACUACCAAUUUUCGCGCGGCUGGGACACGUACUCGUGGCUAUCCACCCACAAAGGAAACUUGACCAUCCAAGACCUGGACUGGAUCAUGAUGAAGGACGGCGGCGAGACUGGCUUGAUGAGGAGCGACCCAGCCUUCGGGAACUGGCAGAUCCGCAGUGGCCAAUUCAUCACGCUGGCCGAACUCUUCUGGUUCGGGAAACACUUGUGCUCAUGCUACGACAUCUACCGCGCUUACCUGAGCCUGCCUGUGUGGAUCCAGAAGCGCAAGCAUUCGACCUCGCAGUCCGCGGCGGGAGUCCUCAGGCGCAACGCGAAGGCGUUGCGCCGCCAGGAGGAGGGCAAGCACGGCUUGCCCUCGAACCCGGGGAAACGCGGGGCGCGCGUUGUGGGGCUGCGCCUCGCAGCCUCUGGCGCGAUGGUGUUGAGAUGCAAGACGUGCCACCAGCGCGCCAGAGACCAUGAUGGAAGCUGCAAGAACUCGAAGUGCGCGCAGUACCGCGCGCCUCUGAAAGGGCAGCAUUGGAAAGUUGCCAGGGUGAGCGAUAUCUUGGGCAAGCCGACAGAGAAAAUCGGCGCGUACGUCGCCGGCGGUUUCAUUCUCACUUUGCUUCGCAGACAUGACAUUCGCGUCGGCGUAGCGAGCGGCGAGUAUCUUCGGGCCGCAGCCUCUGGCGCGACUGCAGUGCGCUUGGAGCUUUUAGCGGUGGUCUAUCUGUGCUACUGGCGGUGGUCGGCGAGCUCACUUCUUGGAUACUUGUCGAAAGCAUUAUCCCGUUUUGAGCGCGCGGACUCCGCAGACAGAGCUGAGAUCUUAAAGGGCGCGUGGUCUUCGAUGGAGGCGGACGUGGACGGUUGCCAGGUCGUCGGAAAUCGCCGGGAGCACGAUGUUCAGUUAGUACCCCGCCAAGACCGGAAAUGUAUCGCAAUCUCAGCCCCUGGCGAGACUUUUGCGUAUCAUCCUUACAAGAACCCGGCUAGUCGCCGCACUGGUGCGCACGAAUUUGAGAAAUUGGUGCCUGACGUGCAGAAUGGUAAGCUCCGGGACGCUUGCGUAGAUCUCGCCGAGUUGUUCGCCGCGAAGCCCACGUUCAGGGACGCCGAGAGCAUCCUGCGAAAGCACGAGAUACAGCUAUGGGCCGGCGCCACGUACAAUCGAGUCAGGUUUGCGCGGUGGCUGUUCAAAGCGGAGGGCCUGCGCGUGCCCGUCGAGGACAAAGAUUGGCCCCUGAUCGCUGGCAUGGGGUCUGGGGCUGAAGAGGGCCUGGCCGACGCAGGUAUAGAUUCGCACGAACAGGCGGAGGCGGCCUGCGCUAUUUUGGCUGUCGAAAUCGCAGCCUCUGGCGCGACGCCCCCGGGGGACGGGGCCGGUGCAUCCUCCAGCGCGACAUGCGGGGUCGACGAUCUCGUCUGUUUCCUGUGCUUGAGCAAGAACAGAGAAGCUGUUCCUCGCAGGGUGUUCCCGCCGCCUGCGCCCCAGGUGUCCAUCGCGCAAGAUUUGGGGUUGGUUGCCCCGGUCGCAGCCGCUGGCGCGAGUGCGCCCUCAGGCGAGACUCUUUGUCAUGCGCGAGUCAGGGGCAAAACCGCAGCGACGCCAGCCAUCGUCUCCAUCGCGGCGUGGGCGAUCCAGGAAAUCAUGCGCUGGGUGCGCGCUCCCGCCGCGGGCGCAAUAUGUAAUUGUUGCCGCGCGUGGCACGCAGGAGGUCUAUUUCUGGCCUGCGCGGUCUCUGAGAGGAGGCGGGGCGUCGCAGACUCUGUCGCGAGCACCCUGUCCUUCGAUGCUAAGCCCGUCCAUGCGCUGCGCGAUGCAGGAGUCUCCAAAAGUGAUGUUCUCCGCGCUUGGGCCUGCGCGUGGGACUUGCUCGAUGGGCUCCCCCCGCGUGCUAGUUUGGACUUCGACGAGCGAUUGUUGUCAAUGGCUCUAGUUCGCAUGGGCGUCAAGGAACACCUUCGGGGCGACGCGAAGAAGGACGCGGCUGCCCUGAUGUUCCCCGAUGCAGGCGGGGAAUAUUCGCUUGCGGCUGUGGAAAAAGAAACACUGGCAGCGAUAGAAUGCCAUGUGGUGAUGAUGAUGGCGCACAACGAUUCUGGCCUCUGGCGGUGA
Molecule: messenger RNA, 9822 nt
Organism: Prorocentrum cordatum
Lineage: Eukaryota; Dinophyceae; Prorocentrales; Prorocentraceae
Source: the annotation of a GenBank genome assembly